CCUUUCCCACCUCCCUGUGGUAAACGCACACUAACGCGCACUAGUGCGCAUCCACCGAACACUUUUCUCUGUGUACUUGGGAAAUAUACAACGGGGCAAGUGAUCGGACUGGAUUUGCUGCUGCGACUUGAAAAGAUGAAUCAAAUUGUGCGUCUUCGCCUGCGCCGCUGAUUCUCCACUUCUCCUGCUCUCCACACUUCGAGCUCUCCUUCUCCGGGAGCUGUUUGCGCGUCCUAUAUUUUUUUUGGGGAGGUGUCGACUGGUGCGAUCCCAAUUUGGAUGUUUAUUGCUGACUAUCCUGUUCCUGAACCCCUCGCCCAAAUGACUGAGCUCGGGUGCAGCCGGAGCCGCGUCUCCCCACUCGGGAAGACCUACGGGUAAAGUUUGAAGGGUGCCGGGGUGCUUGAGCCUGUCCGUCUCCCACCGUGCACUGGAUUUGCAAUCACCCACAACAUUGCAAUAAACGUCGGAUACCCUUUCUGUCUCUGCGCACACGCUGGGAUUCAGUCGCCUUGGAUUUUACAGCUUCUGGAUUUUCACCCCCAUCUAAAUCAUGAAGACCGUUAUCAUUGAUGGGGGGAGACUACUGUUUCUGGUGAUGUGGCUGCACCUUGUGCCUCAAACUGACAGCUGCCCUGCCAAGUGUGUUUGCUACAGUGAGCCCAGGCCCACAGUGGCCUGCCAGCAACAAGGACUGUUUUCCAUCCCCACUGAGAUCCCCGUGCGGAGCCAGCGGAUAUUCCUCCAGACCAACAAGCUAACGGUGGUGCGGUCCACCAGCUUCAGCUCUUGCCACAAUCUCACUGUCCUCUGGAUGUACUCCAACAACAUCAGCUACAUCGAGGCAGGGGCCUUCUUUGGCCUGGAAAGACUGGAGGAACUGGACAUAGGAGACAACAGCAACCUCCGCAUCAUCAGCCCUACGGCCUUUCGGGGCUUAACUAAGCUGCACACCCUCCACCUGCACAGGUGUGGCCUGUCAGAGCUCCCUAUUGGGGUUUUCCGAGGAAUGUUCUCCCUACAGUACCUUUACCUGCAGGAUAAUAACAUUCUUACCCUGCAUGAUGACACUUUUCUGGACCUUGCCAACCUCACUUAUCUCUACCUGCACAAUAACAAGAUCAAGAUAGUAACGGACAACAUGUUACGAGGCUUAAUCAAUCUGGAUAGGCUACUGCUACAUGAGAAUCGGGUUAUCUUUGUACAACCCAGGGCUUUUACUGAUCUGGGUAAGCUGAAAUCCCUGUUCUUGUUUUUUAACAAUCUUACCAUCCUGUCAGGGGAGACCAUGGACCCGCUGGUGUCCCUCCAGUAUUUGCGUUUAAAUGGGAACCAGUGGAUCUGCGACUGCCGGGCGAGGACCUUGUGGGACUGGUUCAAGCGUUUCAAAGGUUCCAGCUCUGAGUUGGAGUGCAACGUUCCCGAAUUCCUGGCAGGAAAAGACUUGAAACGUCUGAAAAGUGAGGACUUGGAGGGGUGUGUGGAAAUGCCUCAAAUCCAGACCAGUCUCUUCAGCUCCAAGGCACAGUCUGGGAAAUUCCCCUCCACUGAAAAUCCUCUGGGAGAAACCAUUCCCAGGUGUUGUCUCGGAGAUAACGACAAGUCCUCUAUCCUGUCUGGCAAGAGCCGCCAAAUCACUAACAACCCCCUGAAGGAAAAGGAGAACAUGUCCAAGACUAAAUAUAAAGACCCAGAACGAACAAAAAAUGAGACCCAGAACAAGCAGAAUGAUGGUCCGCUGGGAACCUUGUCCAACACCCUGGACGAGUCCUUGGAAAAUCUAAGCCCAGACCUCAUAGACAAUACGGAAUCAUCCACAGCGUCAAAUAAAAAGAAAAAGAAGUGUUCCAAAAAGCCAAAGUCAGACACCCACUGCAUCAAAGGCCGGGGCGCCACUUUACAAGUUCUUCACUUUCUCUUCAUUCCCGCGAUCUGGAUAUCUCUAGCCAUGUCUUAGGACUCCCGAUCUCACUCUGAAUACAGGACUCAAGAUUGUUGAUGCUCAUGACAAUGAUACAAAAGAUGCAGUGACAUCUACAACAGGCAGUGACUGAAAAGCAAGGAGUCUCGAUGGCCCCGUCGCGGGUGAGGACAAACAAAUAACGAAGACGCUAGAGUACAUUUAACAAAAUGGAUGCCUUUACAGAACACUUACAGAUCCAAUGUAUAUAAUGAAUUGGUGCCCAAAAUUGUUUGUUCUCUAUGUACUUUACUGUACUGUGUCUAAGCUACACUUUUUCGGAGACUCCUCCCUUUCUCCCUCCCAAAAGCUUUUGCUGCUUAGACAGAACACCGGACGACGAAAAGAGGAAAAAAAAAUAAAGACAAAAACGAAACAAAAAAAAAAUACAGAUAUAGGAAAACAGAGCGCACACAAAGAAUGUUGGGUCGGUUUAAUGAACAUAAACGAUCUCCCCCCCCAUUAUUUAUUCAAAGUGAUGCAUUUGUUGGGUAAUGUUAUGUUUUUUAUGUUUAUAAAAACAAAUGUUUUACCUCCCCCCAGUUUCAGUUCUAUUUUCAUGACAGAAAGGGUAUAUGGGGAGCAUUUACUGAAUUAAAUGCUGUUGGUUUGUUUAUGGAGAUUGCAAAGGAACCAUAGAUAUGCAUUUUAUUUUACUUGUGUACAAGUAUGAAUAUAUUAUGAAUAAAAGUUCUUAUUUCGUA
Messenger RNA from Hippoglossus stenolepis (Pacific halibut), 2664 nucleotides. RefSeq names its product reticulon 4 receptor (gene rtn4r). The record is from RefSeq and is a predicted model, not a curated record. The transcript is spliced from 2 exons. NCBI's taxonomy places the organism in Eukaryota, Metazoa, Chordata, Actinopteri, Pleuronectiformes, Pleuronectidae. The coding region runs from base 554 to 1957 and encodes 467 amino acids. Gene Ontology annotation, cellular component: plasma membrane. Gene Ontology annotation, molecular function: protein binding.